CAAAUUGAGAAUGAUUAUUUUUGCUAAAUCUUUUCGUACAAACACACACUGUCUGUUUUUCUCACAACCCUAUCCUUACAUGUGACCUUAAAUAGGAUAAACAUUAAAGCAACUCAAUCUCUAUAAAUAGGGUCGCUUGCUAGUAGUAACCAUAAUCAAGAAAGUCUAAAGAUGAAGCUCCUACAUUUGUUUCUCAUCUUCAUUCUCUUCUUUCAGGAUUUUGUGGUGGAGGGUGAAGAGGGAAAUCUACAAGAGCUUACGAAGAAACAUCAUCGGCCACGUGCAAUAAAUUGCAACUAUGCAUGCGCAAGAAGAUGCAGCAAGUCGUCAAGAAAGAAAGUGUGCCAUCGUGCUUGCAAGAGCUGCUGCACGACGUGCCAUUGUGUCCCUCCAGGGACGUAUGGCAACAAAGCCCUCUGCCCCUGCUAUGCCAAGCUUAAAACACAUGGAAAUAAGCCCAAGUGUCCUUGAAUGUGUGUCAUAGAAAUGAAUAUGUGUGAUAAGGAUUUCUUUCUCUACAGAAUUCGUGUUUCAGAUUCAUGUUUUAUUAAGGCUGUCACUCUGAUGAUUAAUUUGGUAGUAAUAAAUUAGUUUUCAACA
Molecule: messenger RNA, 600 nt
Organism: Salvia splendens (bonfire salvia)
Lineage: Eukaryota; Viridiplantae; Streptophyta; Magnoliopsida; Lamiales; Lamiaceae
Product: gibberellin-regulated protein 9-like
Exons: 3
Coding region: 172-471 (99 amino acids)
Source: RefSeq, a predicted model, not a curated record